This is a messenger RNA of Brassica rapa (field mustard), 6607 nucleotides long. Its product is annotated as receptor-like protein 34. The record is from RefSeq and is a predicted model, not a curated record. NCBI's taxonomy places the organism in Eukaryota, Viridiplantae, Streptophyta, Magnoliopsida, Brassicales, Brassicaceae. Gene Ontology annotation, molecular function: protein binding.
UCUCAACUUUGAGUUUUUCAAAAAAAUUAAGAAAAUGAAUAUCACUUAAUAAAAAAUUGAGUAUCUCAGCUAUUUCGAAAAUAUUUUUGGAUGAGUGUAUUAACAUUUGAGAUACUCAUUCUUCUAAAUACUAUUUAAAAAUUUGUAAAAAACCUAAAGUUAAAAAACCUAUGCAAUAUGAAUGCUCUCACAAAAUCAAAAUCCUUUUCAAUGAUAUUAACAAAAUUUUAAACUGCUGAAAUCAAAAUUUCGUGGAAAAGUUUUUUAACUUUAGGUUUUUUUACAAAUCCUUUUAAUAUAUAAGUUGUUUGUUUAAUUACUUGUCAUCCCCGCCUUGGUGAAUGGUGAUUUAAUUAUAGCAGUAACAAUAAUUGAAUUGUAAAAAUUGAAUGAUCAGCUUUAGACCUUUUACGAUCAUGACUAAGAAGUGUCUUUCAUGUUUCACGGUGCGGAGGUCCAUGCUUCAUGGUUCUUGUUAUUUAGUUAAUUAAGGUUCAAAAAUGUUAAAGUCUUUUCGGAUUAAAUAUUAGAUUUUGUUUUGGAUUUUUGGAUAAAAAUUUGGAUAAUUAAGAUAAUUUAAAAUAUUUUGGAUAUUUCGCUUAUAUAAAAUAUUUUUAAAUUAUUUCUUUAUUUAAAAACUAAAUAUAGUUAAUAUUUAUAAAUAUAUAGCCUAAUAUAAAAAUUCGGAUACCCAUUCAGUUCUCGAUUCAGUUUUGAUUUUUCGGUUUUAAAGAUAUAAGAUUCGCUCGAAUAAUUGAUGAGAUCCAAAUCCGAACUGAAUUUUAUUUUUUAUUUGGUUUGAAUGGUUAAACUUUUCCCUUAUAUCCAUGGAUUCAGAGGCGUAUUGACUAUUUUCAAGCUUUCGGACUACGAUCAGCUGUGCUAAAAUGAUAGAGAUAAUCUUUAUGAUCGUUCAUGCUUAUCUUUUGGCGAACCUCAAAAAUGCUAGAUUGGGUGACAGAACAAGUCUAUAACUUCAAAAAUCAAUUUUUUUCAUUCGUGAUAGAAUAUGUGGUUGUUUUCCAAUGUUUGAAAACAGAUUUAAUCAAUAUAGCAGAGUCUAACACUGUUUACAAAACUACCCUUAAUAAAAAUUUAAUUUUCAUUUUUUGUAGUGCUAUAUUUGUAAAUAUUACAUGGGAUAAAGGGUUAUUUCCAUAGAUAUCAUAAUAGUCCGAUGUAUAAUCUCUGAUAAACUUUUUUUUUCUGAUAAAAUCUCUGAAAUUUUUUGUAUCUAAUAAUCUACGUAUAAUAACAUUAUCUAGGAAUUGACCCAAACCUGGUGAGGAAUUGACUAAGAAACUUCCACUAACAUAGACUACAUAGUAUAUAAUUUAGAUUACUUGAAUGUUGAAACUUUCGCUAACUUGGCAUAUAACUAUAUCAGUGGAAUGUGGGAACUUCCACUACCUUGGUCUAUAAUUUAUAAUACCUGAGUGUGGGUUUCGACCUAGUAAUCUAGAAAAGAUGGCCGUCGUCUAGGAAAUUUAAUAUCAAAGAGAUUUGUUUAUUUCAAAAUUAUUUACAUCUAAUUCUAACUAAUAUACUUAAAACAGAAAGCUUAAAGGAGCGAAAUGUUUAGUGGGUUUGAUAAGGAUCAGGUGGCAGAGACAGAGGCUAUACUUUGGAAGGAAGCACAAAUGGGAAAAGUGAAUACAUGCGAUAACCAACCAUCUCAAAGAAAUGGGGGAGACACAGAGAAUCCCGACUCAGUUUGAAAGGUGGUCUAUACAAAUGCGUCAUGGAAGGACAGAGAUUUAUUUUCAAGACUAGGAUGGUACAAUAUUUUGCUAGGUUCCGAGGAUCUGAUGGGGCAAGGAACAUUAGAGAUUCUCAGUCUUUCUUGCAGGCAGAAUUGGAAGUAUUAAUUUGGACGAUAGAAUGUAUAAAAAAUAUUCGACAAUUUAACGUUAUGUUUGCUUCAUAUUUUUUCAGUUGGUGAAGAUGGUUUUAUAACCAGAAGAAUAACAUGCUUUUGCUUUACACCUAGAGGAAGUCCAAAGCUUAAAAGAUAUUUUUGCUACUUUUAGCUCUAGAAUGUACCUAGGACUCAAAAUUCAAGGGUGGAUACUCUUACACGUAAUGCACAAAAUCGAUCUACCUUAUUUAUCCAUAUAGAUAUAGAGUCCCUAGUUUGGUUGGCAGAAUCUUAGUAGAAUCUGUUUAUGUUGAUGUAAAAAAAAGCUUAAAGUAAAGCAUAAAUUAUAGUGUUUGAUUAUAUAUUUUGAUCUAAAAGUAAUGGUAUAUUAAAGGCUUGAUCGUUUGUCCAUUCAGAUGGACCAUCUGGAUAGAGAUGAAAAUUGAUGUUCGUUUAGUGUUAAAAUGGAAAUAAUUCAAAUGAUCUAUCUAAAUAAGUUUAAAAAUUUUAGCUUAAAAUGAAAUUCAUCUAGAUGGCUCAUCCAAAUGAGUUUAAUUAGUGCAUCUAGAUGGAGAUAAACAUGUCCAAAAUAAUAAAUAAAGAAUUUUCCCUUAUCCUAAUAAAUAUUUAUAUUCAAGUUUAGACAAAUAAAUAAUUAUGACAUAGUUUCUCAAAAAGUUCAAAAAAUUGUAGUUUUCCACAAAAAUCGCAAAAACACAUUUUUGUCAACGGUCGUUGCUUCUCAGUCCGUGCAGAGGUCCAUGCUUCACGGCGUAGCUCUAUGGGGUCAAAUCCAAGGUCUGACAACCCAAGCCUUCCUUUGUUGCCUCCAUUAGGAUUCAUAGUGGUUGUGCUGCUUUAAUUUGACGGCGGUCAGAGGUGGUUUUUUUAGUGAGAAGGCGAGUUUUUCCGCUACAGCUUGGGUCCACCGGUUUUCCCCUCCUUGCUUAUGCAUGUUUUGAGGAUGGCGGGCGGAGCGCCGAUAUUAGGAUUUUCUGGUGAUGGUGGAGGCUAGUUGGUGGUGGGGUGCGGCUUUGGUGUAUCCACACACCUUCUCCAAACCGACGAAGCCACUCCUGCUGUGUGCUUUUCUUCCGUCAUCACUCCUGCUGUGUGUUUUAUUAUUAUUAUAUCUUUUUAUUUUCCAGCUGCAAUGUAAGAAAAACAAAUAUUUUAAUACAAAGACCCUUCAAAAAAUCAGUUACUAAAAAUUAAACCAAAAUGACCCGACAAACAAAAAGUAAAAGCAAAUUUUGUGGAAAUUGAUAUACAACUCCAAUACGCGCAUCGUCUUCGAUCAACGUGAAUAACACUUCUGGAGAAGACACGAUUGUUAGUGAAGCUGGCUGGAUUUACCUAUGUGUAUAUAAAGAGAUGGCCAUGACAUGUUUCAGUGUACCCUUCUUUUCCACUAUUGAUAUUCAAUAGAUUAAAACUAGCAUAAAAUAACUCUUGGUCCACAAUGAGUAUUAGUCAUAUGACACUUUCUUUUCUCUUCUUGUUCAUUUUCAAAUUUCAAGACGUGACUGCGUUCGCUACAACAGCAAGACACUUGUGUCGUCCGGAACAAAGGAAUGUGCUUCUCGAAUUCAAGAAAGUGUUUGAGAUACGGAGGUCUUCUUCGAAGCUUUGUAAUAUUAACGGUCGCAUAGUAGGCUCUUAUCCGAAGACAGAGUCAUGGGGAAAUAACAGCGACUGCUGUUAUUGGGGUGGUGUCACGUGUGAUGCCAAGUCUAAAGAUGUGAUCAAGCUAGACCUCAGUUGCAGCUGCCUCCACGGCCGGUUUCAUUCCAAUACCAGUCUUGUUAGGCUUCAAAACCUUCCUUCUCUUAAAACACUAGACCUUUCUAAUAAUUAUUUAUAUGGUCAAGUACCGUCCUCAAUUGGGAAACUCUCUCGUCUCACCUCUCUUUCUCUUUCCAAUAACCGUUUUUCCGGUGAGAUUCUACCUUCACUAGAAAAUAUUACUCGUCUCGCCUUUCUCAGUCUUUCUAACAAUCUAUUUUCGGGUCAGAUUCCUUUGUGGAUUGGAAACUUUUCUCAUCUCACGUUUCUUGACCUUUCCUCUAAUCAUUUCGCUGGUCAAAUUCCAUUUUCAGUUGGACUACUUUCACAACUCACGUCUCUCAGUCUUUCUGAUAAUCAAUUUUCAGGUCAGAUUCCAUCUUCACUUGGAAACCUUUCACACCUCACCUCUCUUGAUUUCUCUAGUAAUCACUUUUCGGGUCAGAUUCCCCCUUCACUUGGAAAACUUUCACAUCUCACCUAUCUCCAACUUUUUGACAAUCAGUUUUCAGAUCAAAUCCCUUCUUCAGUUGGAAACCUUUCUCACCUCACCUCUCUCCAUUUUUCUCAUAACCAGUUUUCAGGGCAGAUUCCAUCCUCAGUUGGAAAGCUCUCUCGUUUAACUUCUCUCGACUGUUGCGAAAACAGUCUGGUUGGUCAAAUCCCAUCUUCUUUUUCACUUUUGAACCAGUUGACCAACUUGGUUGUUAAUUCCAACAAGCUCAGUGGUAAUUUUCCUAUUGCACUACUAAAUUUGACGAAGCUAUCCUACGUGUCACUCUCCAACAACCGAUUCACUGGAACUCUUCCUCCAAACAUCACUUCCCUAUCCAACUUGGAGUUUAUUUCAGCGUAUGACAACUCUUUCGGUGGACCCCUCCCUUCUUCUCUCUUCAACCUUCCCGCUCUGACCUCUAUUUAUUUAACAAAUAACCAACUCGAAGGAUCUCUCAAGUUUGGGAAUAUAUCUUCCCCAUCUAAGCUACGAGUGUUAAGCCUCGGCAGUAAUAAAUUUAAGGGUCCAAUCACGAGUUCCAUUUCCAAGUUAGCCAAUCUUGAGGUGCUCGACAUCUCCCAUUGGAACGCCCAUGUUGACUUUAGUAUCUUCUCGCUUCUCAGGUCGCUCCAACGUCUUUACUUAUCUCAUUUGAGGGCAACUCCUAGGAUUGACUUGAGUACAAUUUUGUCGUGUUUCAAGUCUCUCGAUUUGUUAGAUCUCUCAGGAAACCAUGUUUUAGCCACAAACGAAACUACGGUUUCAGAUCUUCUUCCUUUGGUAAUGAUAAGUAAUUUGAACCUGUCAGGCUGCGGUAUUACCGAAUUUCCAGAGCUUCUAAGAACACAGACACUACUCCAGACUCUGGACAUUUCCAACAACGAGAUUAAAGGUCAAGUUCCUGGUUGGUUAUGGAUGCUACCAAAUCUUGGUUACUUGGAUCUCUCCAACAACACUUUCAUAGGUUUUGAAAGAUCAACGAACCGCAAACUAUCAUCUGUCCUGGGGCACCUGUUUGGCUCCAAUAACAAUUUCUCCGGAGAAGUUCCUUCUCUCAUAUGUGAGUUGCACUCUCUAAGAACCCUCGAUUUAUCAAACAACAACCUCAGCGGUCCAAUCCCUCUCUGUAUGGGAAACCUCAAGAGUACUCUUUCAGUUCUGAACGUGCGUCAGAAUCGUCUUAGUGGAUGUCUUCUAGGGAAUGCAUUUGAAAGUCUAAGGUCGUUCGACGUCGGUCAUAACCAAUUAGUUGGAAAGCUUCCGAGAUCGUUGGUACAUUUCUCCGCUCUCGAAGUUCUGAACGUGGAAAGCAACAUGAUCAAUGACACGUUUCCGUUCUGGUUGAAUUCUCUACAAGCGCUGAAAGUUCUUGUCCUACGCUCCAAUGCGUUCCAUGGGCCAGUCCAUCAAGCCGCGUUCCUUAAGCUGCAAAUCAUCGACAUAUCGCAUAAUCAUUUCAGUGGGAUGUUACCAUCAGAUUACUUUGUGAACUGGAGGAAAAUGUCAUCACGUGAGACGAACGAAGAUGGGUCCAAUCUAAACUACAUUGGGGAAGGUUAUUACCAUGAUUCGAUGGUUUUGAUGAAUAAAGGGAUAAAGAUGGAGCUGGUCCGCAUUCUAGAGAUCUACACAGCACUCGACUUCUCCGGAAACAGACUUGAAGGAGAGAUUCCAAAGUCCAUCGGGUUACUGAAAGAGCUUCACGUGCUCAACUUGUCAAACAAUGCUUUCACUGGACACAUCCCAUCGUCUAUGGAAAACCUGACAGCUCUUGAGUCGCUUGACGUUUCUCAAAACAAUAUUUCAGGAGAAAUCCCACAGGAGUUAGGGAAUCUGUCGUACCUUGCGUACAUGAACUUUUCCCAUAACCAGCUUGUAGGUCUAGUACCAGGAGGCACCCAAUUUCGAAGGCAGGCUUGCUCUUCUUUCAAAGACAAUUCAGGACUUUUUGGUCCUGCUCUUGACGAAGAUUGCAGAGAUAUCCACAGGCCCUCAUCGCCACCAUAUGAAAGGCUAGAGGUAGAGGAAGAAGAAGAAGAAGAAGAUGUGUUUUGUUGGAUUGCAGCUGCAAUAGGAUUUGUAUUUGGGCUAGCGAUUGGAUGCAUAUUGGUUUGUUACAAAACAGAGUGGUUCACGACACCUUUUGGACGAAACAAACACAGAAGCAGAAGCACACCAACUCGUUAGAGAGCUGUUUUUGUUUGUGUAGCAUUCUUAUACCCAAGUUGAAUCAUUGAGACAAGAGAAUGACGCAACUAAACAAAUUGAGUGUUGAGAAAGAAGCUAUGGGAGAACACAUUACUCUGUUUUUAGUAUGAUCUUUUGCUCUCUUUUUAGCUUGGUUUGGUCUUUUACUCUGUUUUUAGCUUGGUGUGUUUUUCUGUUAUACUGUUUAUAUCCAAUAUUUAUGUCUCUCUGUAAUUUAAGAAUGAACAACUCUGUAUUCAAAGCACAGACUUUUCCUAUUA